Messenger RNA from Diceros bicornis minor, 7959 nucleotides. RefSeq names its product arkadia (RNF111) N-terminal like PKA signaling regulator 2N (gene ARK2N). Gene Ontology annotation, biological process: ubiquitin-dependent protein catabolic process. The record is from RefSeq and is a predicted model, not a curated record. The coding region runs from base 523 to 1737 and encodes 404 amino acids. The transcript has 5 exons. Gene Ontology annotation, molecular function: ubiquitin protein ligase activity. NCBI's taxonomy places the organism in Eukaryota, Metazoa, Chordata, Mammalia, Perissodactyla, Rhinocerotidae.
GCCCUGCACCCGCCAGGUGGCCUGCGCCCACCUCACCUUUCUUUGGGGUCCCGUGUCCAGCACGUUUCCCCUAUCUCAGACCUCAAGGAAGGGCUUCGAAAAUUCAUAGAGAACGCCAGGGCGUCACCCUUCCCAGGGUGAACUGCAAAUGAGAGGAGUGACUCUGCAGAGGUGGAAUUUGGGGCGUCUGCAACGCGCGUAGGGGCGGAGCGGGGCCUCCCCGGCGGACCCUGUCUCGCCAGCAGGUGGCGGUCUAUCUGCGAGGCCUGCAAGGUUCCCGUCCAGAAACUUGAACGGGAUGUUGAUGCCACUGCAUAAGAUCACAGUCGAAUCUUCCCGAGCCGAGCUGUCGGCAUCCGCGAAAAAGUGGGGAGAGAAGGGCGCUGACUUGCGGCUGGAGUGACUCAAGGAUUGAGACACCACUAGCUUCAUUCGGGAAGGCUUCAGGAGGGGUUGCUUUCCUGUUGCAUCUUUGACGUAGUUUCCUAGACUCUGCUCUAUGAUUUAACUUGAAAGUCUGAAAUGAAGAUGGAGGAGGCAGUGGGAAAAGUUGAAGAACUCAUUGAGUCUGAAGUCCCACCAAAAACAUCUCAACAAGAGACAACUAAGGAGGAAGAUGGAUCUGUAGAACUGGAACCUCAAGUUCAGAAAGAUGGUGUGGUGGAUUCUACAGUUCUUUCUUCAAUGCCCUGCUUGUUGAUGGAACUGAGAAGAGACUCUUCUGAGUCUCAGUUAGCGUCCACAGAGAGUGAUAAGCCGACAACUGGCCGAGUUUAUGAGAGUGACUCCUCUAAUCACUGCAUGCUUUCCCCUUCCUCUAGCGGUCACCUGGCUGAUUCAGAUACGUUGUCUUCUGCAGAAGAGAAUGAACCCUCCCAGGCAGAAACAGCGGUAGAAGGAGACCCUUCUGGAGUGUCUGGUGCCACAGUUGGGCGUAAGUCUCGGCGGUCUCGAUCUGAAAGUGAAACAUCCACUAUGGCUGCCAAGAAAAACCGGCAAUCCAGUGAUAAACAGAAUGGCCGAGUCGCCAAGGUUAAAGGUCAUCGGAGCCAAAAGCACAAGGAGAGAAUCAGGCUACUGAGACAGAAACGGGAGGCUGCUGCUCGGAAGAAAUAUAACCUGUUGCAGGACAGUAGUACCAGUGAUAGUGACCUGACUUGUGACUCGAGCACGAGCUCGUCAGAUGAUGAUGAAGAGGUUUCAGGGAGCAGCAAGACAAUCACGGCAGAGAUACCAGAUGGACCUCCAGUUGUAGCUCAUUAUGAUAUGUCUGACACCAGCUCUGACCCAGAAGUGGUAAAUGUGGACAAUUUAUUGGCGGCUGCAGUAGUUCAAGAGCACAGUAAUUCUGUAGGAGGCCAGGACACAGGAGGUACCUGGAGGACCAGCGGGCUUCUAGAGGAGCUGAAUGCUGAGGCAGGUCAUUUGGAUCCAGGAUUCCUAGCAAGUGACAAAACAUCUGCUGGCAAUGCACCACUCAAUGAAGAAAUUAAUAUUGCUUCUUCAGACAGUGAAGUGGAGAUCGUGGGAGUUCAGGAACAUGCAAGGUGUGUUCAUCCUCGAGGGGGUGUGAUUCAGAGUGUUUCUUCGUGGAAGCAUGGCUCGGGCACGCAGUAUGUUAGCAGCCGGCAAACACAGUCAUGGACUGCUGUGACUCCCCAGCAGACUUGGGCUUCACCUGCAGAAGUUGUUGACCUUACCUUGGAUGAGGAUAGCAGACGUAAAUACCUACUGUAAUACAAUGUCGCUGUGUUCCUCUGCACUGUUCCCUUCCACUUCCUCCUCCUCCUCUUUGUGACAUGGAAGUUCAUUGUCAUAGCUUCAGCCUCAGAAGCUGUUUGUGGCAUUUGUAUAAUCAAAACUCAUGGAAAAUUGCCCCCCUCCUUUUUUUUUUUUUAAUUAAAAGAAGUCACUUAGGAAAAUAACUUAUCACAGAGAAAAGAAUUUCUUCUUUCCUUCAGUAGGAAUAUGAGAAUGAUGAAUUUUAUUAGACAGCUUCGUUUUACUUGGUGACUUUUAAUCUUAGGAAACUCUGCCUUCCUUUUAGAAUAAUAUUUCAAUUACCAGGUGAAAUGGAUUUCAGUUUUUGAAACUUGUAUUUAUUUUUCUGUGUAAUAAAAUUAAUGUCUAGACUUGACCACUGUCAGCCCACCCAUUGGCACUCCCACCUUAGGGCAUCUGCACACAUGUUAGUCAGGUCUUUACUGGCACCUACUAGGGCAUGUGCAUUUGAAAACCUGUCCUUAAAAAUAGAAGACAGAAGUAUUUUCUUCUAGCUUAAGUCUUCUGCCUUCUUUCCUGACUUUGCUCCUGGCUGACUUCCCACAACACAAAUAAUUGUCAUGCCCCUUUGUGUUUAUAAAAACUGCUAAGGUGACUUAGUUGGUCUCCUUGUUGCAGUAAUUCAUAACUCUUUGGCAAAUGUCUCCUUUUGGGGCAGAGGCAUUUCUGAUAGAUACCCACCAUGAGGUUUUCUGGGCAUCUGAAGAGAGUAUUGAGAAAUCAGUAGGAAAAUCUCUCUCCUUCAACUUUUUUUCCUGGUUUAUUCAAAUAAUGGGAGAACAUAGAAACCUAUUACUUAGGUAGAAUAUAAAAAGUUGUGUGGUUUCUGAGGCUAUGGGCACUUGCAAAUCUGAGAGGACAGUGCCGCCUUUCAUAGCUAGUCUCUCCAUAAAGGAUGUUCAACAACUGUUUAACACUUGAGCUGAAGGUGACCUGAUGCUAUAUUUGGGUAUUUUUCUCCUCUACCUUCUAAAAGUGGAAAAAUCAAAAUACACCAUAAGAAACCAUAUGCAAAGCACAUUAUUGGCACUGUAGGUUUUAUAGUACCUGAAAGGAAUAGCAAAGGGUAGUAGGAGCUUCAGGGAAUUCAGGAAAUGCCAGUGUUGGAGUUUUGUGGCAUUAGUUACUACCUUUUUUCCUAUAACAUGUUAUAGUUAGUAGUGAAUUAUUUUACAAGCAAUACCUAAAGUUAGAACACUAUGUACUGUGCACAGGGAGGAGUGAAGUAAUAUUGGCUUAGAAGACCUCACCUUUUGUUUUUCCACAGUUUUUAUUUGCUGUUUUUCUUUCUAUUUUUACCAUAUAAUGUUGCUUUAGCCCUUUGCCUCCCUCCCCAAAUGCCUUGGUGGCUCUUUCUUAUCAUAAGAGCAUGGGAACUACCGUUUUCAGUUUUCAUUCAGCGGACACACAUUUACCAAGUGCCUAUUCUGUGUAAGGCACUGUGCGGGGUGGGUGCUGUGGGGCCGCUGAGAUGAAUGAGACACUCCUGCGUGCGCAUGCAUCAGAGUCUGCCUGGCUCCACCUGGCUGGCCUUUUCUUCUAUUUUUUGUAAAGACUCGAUUCUCUCUUUACUCUACUUCCUGCUGCUUUAAUUCUUCCUUAUACCUCUUUCAUAGGAGUGCAUUUAAGCAUGUGUUCUUUGAUCUUCUCUGAUAGCAUCUCAUUGGAUUCUGGCCUCUGUUCUUCAUCAACUUUUUAUUUUUCUGUCAAUCUACUUUUAAUAGAUCAGGCUUUUAAAAGAUCAUGAACCUCCAGUUUUAGCACCUCGUAUAUCAAGUCUCUCAUGGCCACAAUUCUAGACAAAACCAAAGACCCAGAGGCCAGAGCGAAAUAGGACCUUCUGCAGAUUCACUACUGGUGUAACUUGGACCUUCAUGUUUUACUUUAGGAUUAAUUUAUUGAAUUUUACUGUUACAUGUUGUUUUUGACUUGAAUUAAAAUGCUAGACAAAGCAGAAAUGUACCAUUUCUGGUCUGUGUUUUCCAGGAAAAUCAUUGGGACAAGAAUAGAGUGGAUCAUAUGACUUGAAGUUUUUGCAGCUUAAUUAUUCCCCGGUAUCAGGGCAGAGCCCCAUUAUAAAGAAGGUUUUUGCAUUACCUGUUCUUAUGUUAACAGUAUGUUUUGUCUUAUUCUAUACAGCAUGUGAUUUCCCAUGACAUACUUUCUUUAGCCACUAAAAAUCAUCCUCUAAAGAGAAUUCUUUUGGUGUGCUGUGUGCACUGUGGAUUGGGAUCAGAGAGUGCAGUUGUAACCAAGCUCUUUUCUGUCCUUUUGCUUUUAUAUCAGGUUGCACUUUGCCCUCAUCUGUCCCUAUUCCAGCACCAAGACUACCUGACUUGAUGCACCAGAACAGAGAUUUAGAAAUGAAGAUGCAAAAAGGGGAGGGGAAGGGAUGGUAGAGAUAGUUAGCUUUUUCUCUACCAGGUUGGGACUUUUCCAAUAGUUAUAGUUACUAACUAACUAUGGAGAGACUAUGUUUCAACUCUUAUUUCAUUGCCAGAACUUGUGGAAUGGGGAUGUUGUUUCUGGCAAGGUAUUUAUUAAUGAUAAAAUUCUGUGGUAAACAACUCCUGUGACAUUUGAAUUUUUUUUUUUAAAGGAAUCUUUUUUUCACCAAAGUUUUGCAUUUGGUAGCAUAAAUACUUCUUUAUGCUUCACAGGACAUUGUUCAAAGUAAUAUCUCUGCUAAAAUGGUACACUUGGAUCACAGAUUGGUUUAUGGCACUAAUUUGGUUGUCCUGUCGUGUCUGUCCCCCCUCCCCCAAUUUGAAACCACAAAGCUGUAACUUAGCUGUUGAAUCAUCAUGACUGCCCUAUAACAUAUAAUUGCUGCUCACCAGUAGUUGUCUUUUCAUUUUGAUGAAAGGGGCCAGACUGAAUGGACUCCAUUAUUCUUUACAAUUGAGCAUCCCAUAAACUCUGCUUUUAUUAUUAUCAGUUGUGAAUAUGAACUGGCUGAUUUGCUAAUUUAGUCAAUUGUUCAUUGUUACUUUUAGCAGAUUAGCUCCAUAGGUAACUUAAAAAUGAAUUGUUGCCUGCUUUUUUAUACUGUGUCACAAGGUUUUUCAAAAAGCUCGGGACACAAUUUUGACUUUCAGUUUAAACUUUUUUUUAAAGGCAAAGAGCCCCUAAUCCCUGUUUUCCAGUAUGUGUAUGAUGUGACUUCCAUGUAUAUAUAAAAAUGAUCACGCCCUAACCAGACUUCCUCAGAUUGUGCACUGUUUGUUUAAAAUAAUCACGUAUUUUAGUCCAAUGCUGUUGUAUUUUUUCAUUUUAUUUAAAACACUACGUACUUAUUCUUUUAACAAAUUUUAAAGGGUAGUGAUCUUAAAAAAAAAUCACUGGAUAACUAGGAAAUAUUUUUGUUGUUGUUUUGCUUUGUUUUUUAAAAGAGUACAAAGGUCAUUGAAGCCUUUUGCUCCUCUUACCGUGAAAAUGAAAUGUUAGCCAUUGUAUGGCUAGGAACCAAUGCACUUGGUGGUUAACAGAUCUGCUGUUGCUGGAGUGUGAGCGUGGACUUGAUGCAGUGACGACAAAUCAUUGCUUAGAAUUAAUGUUUUAAAAUGUGCAACUCUAGUUUUUAAAACAAAAUUUGGUUCUUCUUUACAUUCAUUAUUUAGUUUUUGUUUCCAUUUAGUAUUUAAUGGUCUUUGGAGAAAAAAAUAAUAAAACAGAGUGUUAUAUAUAUAUUUUUUGGUGCAAGAUAAGAUUUUCUGUUUUUUGAAAUAAGUCUGUAGCAUAAAGGUUAAACUAUUUUAAGACAAAAUAAAAUAGAGUGUAUUUAAACAAUGAUAAUUUCUGAGGAUUUUUUUUUUCUAUCUGCUUCAGUUAAUUAGAUGGUGCCUGGAGCAGCUCCCAAGUUAGCUUUUGGAUGUGAAAGUGAAUUAUAUUUUGUUAUCAGAUCUUGUUGUUAUAAGAUGCCUGAUUUUUCCAAGCAAUAGCUGUAUCGUAUUGCCAAAAUGUUUUGCAAGUGGCCUUUUGUCUGUUAGAUCUAGAUAAAAUUAGCUUUGCGUUAGCUGUCCUGUAGUCCCCACCUCCCUUUCCAGCUAGGACCAGUGAAUUUCAAAGAGGGCUGAAGGCUCCCUAGUGCUAGGCACCUUUGCUCCUGGGAACAAAACUCAGCUGACAGUUAUUUCCCAGAGACCGGCGCACCGGGGUAAAACGCGGUAACUGCACACACUUUGCAUGAGGUUGAACUUUGAAACAAAUAUAGGGUGUUUCAAAAAUAGCUUAAAAAACUUUUCCCCUAAUUUGGUUCUGUUGUCAUAUUUUUUAUUUGGUUAUCAAAAUAAUAGGAACUACCAUAUUAACAACAUCUCAUGACUUUUGUAACUUAUGUUCACAUAGAGGAGAAUGAGGAACCGGGGAGAGCGAGGCCUGUAUUUAUUAAAACACUCAUUCCUGGAUCUCUUAGUGUUCCUCAAGAAUUUUUAGUUCUACUUGCAUUGGAAAGAGAUCUGUUAACAAUUAGGAAAUAUUUUCAGUUUUUUGAAAUGGUUCUUUUGUACUAUCUUGUAUCUGAGACCUAGACAUAUUAGCAUAUUAGUGCUUAUGAGAAACUUCUUUUCUUGGGCUCUAGAAGAAAAUUGUUUACCUACAGCCUUGCUUUUGAACCUUUUGUCCUUAGAUGCUGCUUCUGAAGAAUAGACAAGGCAUAAGUAAGUGAAAUAAUCUGUAUCUAGUACUUAAUCUCAUUCUGGCUUCCUCCUCCUGUUUGCUGGCUUUUUUUGGCCUUGCCAUCCCUUAUUUGUAUAUUUUGCAUAGUAGAAGACAGCUAUUUAUAAUUUUAGUCCAAACAGAGAAAAAUUAUAGAUAAAUCUUUACCAAAUACAUAAAUAUCUCUUGAGCUCCAAUUUUGCAACCAAAGUAAAGUGAAUUUCUCCUAGGUUUUGUUUUAACCAUGUUACUGAUCUAUGAAGGAGUGAUCUUCCUGGGUCAUUGAUAGGUAUAAUUUUCUUUACUUCCUUAACUCCAUGUUUUAGAGAACUGAUUCACAGAAUUAGAGAAGUUCCUGAUCUAAGGUGAAACUUUGGCUGGGAGAGUCUGCCUAGAGCGAAAGAAGUCAGUAGUAAUACUGGAAGGAGCAAUGAGCUCAGAAAAAGAUGCAAGUGCUGAUCGUGAACAUCAUAGAGAUGAGGGAGGAGCACCCAUUAGCCCAGCAGAGGUUGUGACACUUGGCUCAAUUCAACUGCCUUUGUACUACUCUGCAGGCGGCAUACCUUCUAGCUGGAGAUGGCUUUAGGCAGGUUCCCUUUGUAUGCUGAGGAUUCACUGAUUAUUUCUUUCUGCCAAGCCUUGAGACCCCAUUUGGUGGGGUUGAUGUGAGUAAAGGAUGAGAGUGAGUGCUGGCAGUGAGGUCAAACCUCAGAAAGGAGGUGUGACAGCAGCAGCUGGUGUGAUCCUGGCCUGCUGGUUGGGAACACCCCUUGGUUGUAAAUUAUGUAGAUCUAGCUUCUUAUUCUUUGGUAAAGAAAGGCUAUUUGGUACCAGCUUUUUCCUUUGUGCUUUGAUAAUUAAUACCUCAGAGGAGUCAUUUCUGUUUCCUUUCUAUGAUUGCUCCAUCCUAAGAGUGGGAAGGUGCUGUCGACUGCAGAGCCCUUACUCUUGUGAUUAAGACUGAAAAAAGCAAGUCUGACUUUAGGAUGGAUCUUGGCAUCUGCAGCAUGAAGGGGAUCAGACCAAAGGGUGGGGUGACUGACGUGUAUAAAAAGCCUGAACCAGAGAACAAGAAACCCCAGAAAGGCCAUCUGACCACUAAGGGAUUUCAUUUCUAUGCCUGAAGAUGAAGAAUUUCUUAGAUUUCUGAGACUAAAAGGUAGGGCUGUGUUAUUUGGGGGAUAAUUCUUUGUUCUGCGGAGCCAUCAGGCCUUUCAGGCAGGAAUUCAGGAGAGCUGCUCACUCCAAAAAGCUGUUCAGAGGUCUACAGUUCCAUCAUCUCACUUAAGCUUUUGGAAGGCAUUGGAUGACUAAUGCCCACAGAACCUCGAAUUUCUACAAACUCUUUAUUUUCAAAGUUUUAAAAGAAUGUUUAUUUCAAAAUUUCUGCAUGGGGGUAAGAAGUGGUACAGAUUGUUUUCCUAAUUUUGCAGAUUGGAAGACUGAGAACAGAAGAAUAACAACUUAUUCAGAUUUACAUAGCUAACCUUACCAAGAGCAGAUUUUUCCUGUGGUCCAAAU